AUAUACUGAAGGGAGCUGAUGAGCUCUAACAACCCCGAUGCGUGCGUUUAUGAUGAAGUGGGCACGUUUAUAACACAUCAACUAGAUCAUAAAACGCUCUGAGAACAACUUAAUAAAAUUCAACCUGCUUUUUUUUUUUUUUAACAACGAGGAUUAAAAUGACAGCAACAGCUAGCAGAGAUCAAAUUAACGCGUCGCUACAUGAUUUAAUGCGCUGUCUGCCAUCACACAUCUACUCUCUGGAUGAGAGUCCCUCAUCAGUGCCGAUGGGAUUCUCUGAUGUUUGUUCUGAGCAGUUCAGUGAGGCGUCGGGAGGUUGCUUGAGCACAGACUGCUUCAGUGUUGAAAAACGGGGCCUUGAUCUGCCAGACCCGAGCAAGUUUUCUCCUGUCGCCUACACAGGAAAGAUAUCCAUUGACGCACAAGGAAGUUGGAACCACGAAGGAAUAAUCAAUUUUGUCAGUGCAGGAGUACAAGAUAGGCCACCUUCCUCGGGAUCAUUCUCCACGGGCUCUCCCGCAGGUCCCACUCCAGACUGCUCCAAAAUAGGCCAAACUCUUUCCAAUAUGGAGCAUAUAUACACCGGCCCGCCCCCUUACACCUGUAGUGCCGAUGGAUACCAGGACCCCUCGGCCUACCUAUCAGCCACCACGUGCCCCAUAACAUACGCCACUCCGUCGUACUCGGCCCCAAAGUCAACCCUAGACGGGGCGCUUUUCUCCAUCAUUCCCGACUAUGGAGGUUUCUAUCAGACCAGCAACAGCCAAAGGGACAACAUGGCUGCAUUUCAGGACAUUAAGCCAUUUUCGUGCUCUUUGGAGUCUAUUCGAGUCCCACCACCUCUGACUCCCUUGAACACCAUUAGGAAUUUCACUCUGGCGUGUCCGGUUGACGGGUCAAGGCCGCCUAUGGACGGUCACGGCACCAAUCCGCAAAACGUCCCACUCAGGCCAAUACUGCGGCCACGGAAAUACCCGAACCGACCGUGCAAGACGCCGGUCCACGAGCGCCCGUAUCCCUGUCCGGCGGAGGGAUGCGACCGGAGGUUCUCGCGCUCGGAUGAGCUCACGCGUCACGUCCGCAUCCACACCGGACACAAGCCGUUUCAGUGCCGCAUCUGCAUGCGCAGCUUCAGCCGGAGCGACCACCUCACGACUCACAUACGCACACACACGGGCGAGAAGCCCUUCUCCUGCGACUUCUGCGGCAGAAGGUUCGCGAGGAGUGACGAGCGAAGGAGGCACACAAAAAUCCACCAGAGACAGAAAGAUAAAAAGGUGUCGGCGCCCCCUCACAGCUCGAGCGCCGAUGCUACAGUGAUGUGAACUAACAGUCCAACUUCUGACUGCUGGGUUAGUCGUUGCCCCAGUUAAACCUGGAACUAUCGCUGUGUUUGUGUGCGCAGAGAUACCAAGGCAGCUUAUGAAUUAAGUGUUGAAUGUGGUUUGUUUGUAGGCUAGCUAGACAACGUCCUUAUCACAGAAUAUUUCAUGUGGUUCAAAAUGCAGUUGUUCUGAGAUAGUGUUUACAGUGAGUAUUUUUAUUACUGUUGAACUUGUGUGUCUUAAUAAAUUGUAAU
Pimephales promelas (fathead minnow) is the source of this 1579-nucleotide messenger RNA. RefSeq names its product early growth response 2a (gene egr2a). Gene Ontology annotation, biological process: regulation of transcription by RNA polymerase II. Gene Ontology annotation, molecular function: DNA-binding transcription factor activity, RNA polymerase II-specific; RNA polymerase II cis-regulatory region sequence-specific DNA binding. The record is from RefSeq and is a predicted model, not a curated record. NCBI's taxonomy places the organism in Eukaryota, Metazoa, Chordata, Actinopteri, Cypriniformes, Leuciscidae.